Messenger RNA from Aspergillus mulundensis, 1038 nucleotides. Its product is annotated as putative Hsc70 cochaperone (SGT). Lineage: Eukaryota; Fungi; Ascomycota; Eurotiomycetes; Eurotiales; Aspergillaceae. Bases 1 to 1038 code for a protein of 345 amino acids. Gene Ontology annotation, cellular component: TRC complex; membrane. The transcript has 3 exons. Gene Ontology annotation, molecular function: protein binding; molecular adaptor activity. The record is from RefSeq and is a predicted model, not a curated record. Gene Ontology annotation, biological process: post-translational protein targeting to endoplasmic reticulum membrane.
AUGGCCCCCACAGAGUCAAAGAAGCGCCUCGCGCUUGCUAUCAUCGACUUUCUCAACACCAGCGUCAAGGACGGCACCCUCACGGCAGAUGACGCCGAGUCCAUCGAGAUCGCCCAGUCAUGCAUUGCGGAUACAUUCAAGGUUGACCCCUCCAACGGGGCCGCUAUGAAAGAAGCUCUUGGCGGACAGUCCCUUGCCAGCAUCUACAGCGUCUACGAGAAGUUGCGCAACAAGUCCCCCGCUGCCGGUUCCUCUAGCACCGAGUCUCAGGCUGAGAAGAAGCCUCAGGCCGGUACUCCCACGCCUGAAUCCGACAAGCUGAAGUCCGAGGGUAACGCCGCCAUGGCCCGCAAAGAGUACAGCAUUGCCAUCGACCUUUACACGAAAGCCCUCGCCAUCGCCCCCGCCAAUCCCAUCUACCUCUCCAACCGUGCUGCUGCCUAUUCCGCUUCUGGACAACCCCAGAAGGCCGCGGAGGACGCGGAGCUUGCCACAACCGUUGACCCCAAGUAUUCCAAGGCCUGGAGCCGACUGGGUCUUGCUCGGUUCGACCUGGCUGACUACCACGGAGCGAAGGAGGCUUACGAGAAUGGUAUCGAGGCGGAGGGUAACGGUGGAAGUGAGGCUAUGAAGAGGGGCUUGGAGACCUCCAAUAAGAAGAUCCAGGAGGCUAGCCGUGGCCCUGAACCCCCGGCAGACUCCGUUGACGAUGCUCCCGGUGCUUCGCGUGGCAGCGGCGGUAUGCCCGACCUUUCUUCCCUCGCUAGCAUGCUUGGCGGCGGUGGUGGUGGCGGCGGCAUGCCCGACCUUGGAUCCCUGAUGAACAACCCUAUGUUCUCUAGCAUGGCUCAGAACAUCAUGAGCAACCCGGAUAUGCUCGGCAACCUGAUGAACAACCCUCAACUGCGACAGAUGGCUGAGAAUUUCGGUCAGGGUGGUGGCAUGCCCGACAUGUCGAGCUUGAUGAGCGACCCUAACAUCGCCGAGAUGGCCCGGAAUUUCAUGGGCGGUGGUGCUGGCCGUGGUGGACCUCAAUAG